AUGGCCAACGCAGGAGGCGGAGCGUACAGUUUCUCUCUCACAACAUUCUCACCAAGCGGGAAGCUCGUUCAGAUCGAACAUGCUUUAGCAGCGGUAUCGCAGGGGACAACGAGUCUCGGGAUCAAAGCCUCGAACGGGAUCGUUAUUGCUACUGAGAAGAAGUCAUCGUCCAUCUUGAUUGACGAUUCCAUGGUCGACAAGGUCGCCGUCGUUUGCCCAAAUAUUGGCAUCGUAUACUCAGGAAUGGGCCCCGACUUUCGUGUUCUGAUUGCCAGGGCUCGUAAGAGUGCUCAGGCGUACUGGAAGAUCUACGGGGAAUACCCCCCAACUCGCGUCUUGACGCAGGAACUCGCCACGAUCAUGCAGAAGGCCACGCAGUCCGGGGGUGUACGCCCGUAUGGCGUAUCAUUGCUAGUCGCGGGGUGGGACAUAACCCGCGGCCCCAGUCUGUAUCAGGUUGAUCCCUCCGGUUCAUUUUGGGCAUGGAAGGCAAGCGCGAUCGGUAAGAAUAUGGUCAACGCCAAAACAUUCCUGGAAAAACGGUACAACGAUGAUAUCAGUCUGGAGGAUGCCAUUCACACCGCUCUCUUAACGUUGAAGGAGGGUUUCGAGGGCCAGAUGACGGAGAAGACCAUUGAAAUUGGCGUGGUCACUGUGCCUACAAUUGAAGAGCUGGAACAGGGCAAGAUUGGAGGGGAAACAGGCCGUCCAACACCAACGUUUAGAAAAUUGACUGAAGAAGAAGUUAGGGAUUACCUUGCAUUGUAA
Messenger RNA from Pleurotus ostreatus (oyster mushroom), 768 nucleotides. RefSeq names its product Proteasome subunit alpha type-2 (gene PRE8). Bases 1 to 768 code for a protein of 255 amino acids. NCBI's taxonomy places the organism in Eukaryota, Fungi, Basidiomycota, Agaricomycetes, Agaricales, Pleurotaceae. The record is from RefSeq and is a predicted model, not a curated record. Gene Ontology annotation, biological process: ubiquitin-dependent protein catabolic process. Gene Ontology annotation, cellular component: proteasome core complex, alpha-subunit complex; proteasome core complex. The transcript has 5 exons.